Molecule: messenger RNA, 2562 nt
Organism: Saccharomyces paradoxus
Lineage: Eukaryota; Fungi; Ascomycota; Saccharomycetes; Saccharomycetales; Saccharomycetaceae
Gene: PXA2
Product: ATP-binding cassette long-chain fatty acid transporter PXA2
Exons: 1
Coding region: 1-2562 (853 amino acids)
Biological process (GO): long-chain fatty acid import into peroxisome; very long-chain fatty acid catabolic process; peroxisome organization
Cellular component (GO): peroxisomal membrane
Molecular function (GO): ATP hydrolysis activity; long-chain fatty acid transmembrane transporter activity; ATP binding
Source: RefSeq, a predicted model, not a curated record
AUGAUCUCAACGGCCUCUGCAUUUUAUCAUAAGCAUAGAGUAAAUUUACUGCGUUCAUCAUACAUCAUAUUAUUGCUAGCUACACUUUACAAUUCAAAUUCGGGUUCUAGCAACAACAGGACUGAUAAAAAGGAUUCUGAGUCAACGGUUUUAGAUAAUAAGAAGGUUGGAGAAGGAAAAGAAGCGGAAGCAGACAAAGAGGAAAAUGAAAGUAGUAAAGAAGAGUUAACGAUAAUAUCUAAACAUAGUACAGAUUUAGAAGAGGGUACAAUAACGAUUGAUAAAGAAAGCAAGACUAACCAGAAAGACGUACAGCGAAAAGGAAAGGUAGAUUUUUUGUUCAAACUUUUACUCCAUGAUAAGAAGUGCCUCAUUUUGUUUAUUACACAGGCUAUUCUUUUAAACAUUAGGACCCUGUUGUCUCUUCGCGUGGCUACUUUGGAUGGUCAAUUAGUGUCCACACUAGUAAGAGCUCAAUACGCAAACUUCGCAAAAAUCCUGUUGGGCAAAUGGAUGAUUCUUGGAAUUCCCGCUAGUUUCAUUAAUUCACUGAUCAGUUACACGACGAAACUAUGUGCUGUUACUAUCAAUAGGAAGGUGUCGGACUUUUUGCUUUCAAAGUAUUUAUCUAACCACCAUACGUUCUAUUCGGUAGCUUCUGCUGAAUCUGUUUCAGAAAUUCAGGAUAAUUUGACAAGGGAUAUUUACACAUUUUCAAUGAAUUCAUCAUUACUACUGAAUCAGCUUCUAAAGCCGAUGCUGGACUUAAUUCUCUGUUCGUUUAAAUUAUUAACUUCAAAUACUAGUGUUAUGGGUGAAGGAACAUUGGCGCUGGGUUUAAUCGUCUAUGCCUCCAAUUCAUUACUGAAAUUGAUCCAGCCAAAUUUCACUAGAUUAACGAUGGCAAGCGCGUCUUUGGAAAGUUGGUUCAGGUCUUUACACUCAAACCUGCAUUCAAGCAAUGAAGAAAUUGCACUACUUAGAGGGCAAAAGAGAGAGCUGGAAAACGUUGAUUAUUCAUUCUACCGUUUAGUCCUCUUCUUAAACAGAGAAAUAAAAGCAAGAGCUAUUUAUGAUGUUGCUACUGCAUUUGUCAUCAAAUACACUUGGGGUGCAGCUGGCUUAGUAUUGUGCUCGAUUCCAAUAUUUUUCAAAAACAAUCCAAGUGAGGACACCCUGGAACUAAAGGAACCCAAGAAUGACAUGACAGCCGAUUUCAUUACCAAUAGAAGAUUACUGGUUACUGCAUCGAGUUCUAUCGGAAGAUUUGUGGAACUGAAGAGGAAUAUACAACAAUUACGCGGCAUUAGAUUGAGAUUGAAUAAGUUCAAUGAUUUGUUGGAUGCUAAUAAAGGUGAUGGCGAUAAGGAACCAAGUGAUGAAGGAUGUAUAGUGAAAUAUGAUGACUCCAGAAUAAAGUUUGAAAAUAUUCCUUUAAUAACACCUGCCAACCAAGUUCUAAUUCCUGAGCUAAGCUUUGAUUUGGAGCAUGGAAAUCAUCUGCUAAUUAUUGGGCCCAACGGUUGCGGUAAGUCAUCAUUGUUCCGUAUUCUAGGUGGACUAUGGCCGAUAAGAGCUACUCCCAAUAAAAAUCACCAAUCAAAGUUAAUAAUGCCGCGUAGAACUGUGGAUAGAGAUUGCGCAAUCUUUUACUUACCCCAAAGGCCUUAUAUGGGAAAUAGGUCAACAUUUAGGGAACAGAUCAUUUACCCAGACAGUAUUGAACAAUUCGAAGAAAAGUAUCAUAAUGAUUACGAUUUAGGCGAUGCCGAUUUAGUAAAGAUUUUACAGUUAUUAGAUUUGGAGGAUUUAGUCACUGAAAAUAUGUCACUUCUGCUUGCGCAAAGGACUUCCAAAAAUGAUGCACAACAAUUGUCGACGGAGGAUAAUCAGUCUCCAUGCACCAUCAAGAUUCGUGAUGCAUUCAGUAUAGUAAGAAACUGGUCCGAAGAAUUAACAAUUGGUGUUCAGCAAAGGUUAGCCAUGGCAAGAAUGUACUAUCACAAACCCAAGUUUGCCGUGCUCGACGAAUGUACGUCUGCAGUAGCGCCAGAAAUGGAACAAAGGAUGUACGAAAAUGCACAAAAAUUUGGUAUCUCAUUAAUAUCAGUUUGCCAUAGAACAAGUUUAUGGCAUUUCCACAACUAUCUUUUAAAAUUUGAUGGAAAGGGCGGAUAUCAAUUUGGACCCUUCAAACCCGAGGAGAGGUUAAGUAACGAAGAAAAACUGCUUGAACUAAAUGCCAUAUUGGACCAACAGGUACCACUUUGGGAGAGGAAGUUAAAGGAUUUAACAAUUGCUAAAGAAUCGAAUAUCAUUCGCAAAUCAGAAACCAACCUGAAUCUUUUCGAAAAAGUCGAAGAUCCAAAAACGUCCAAAUCCAAUGCAUUAUUUAAUCUAAAUAAAGAGCAACGGAUCACAUCACCUACAGGGCAGGAGACUAGCAAGAGAUUACCACUAUUUCCCAAAUCAUCCCCUUCAGCAUCAUCAAAUUUAUUAAGAAACAACAAAAUUAUGAACAAAAAAGUUAAAAACAAAAAGGAACAAGGAAAAGAGAGAUAA